This is a messenger RNA of Striga hermonthica, 2172 nucleotides long. Lineage: Eukaryota; Viridiplantae; Streptophyta; Magnoliopsida; Lamiales; Orobanchaceae. The record is from the annotation of a GenBank genome assembly.
AUGGCUCUUCCCCUUAAUUUAUUUUACACACUCAUACCCAUAGUCUUCUUCUCGCUCCUCCUCCUCCUCUCUGUUGUGUCGUCGGCCCUCGACGACAACAAAGCCGAAAUUUACAUUGUCCACGUGAAGAAGAAGAACCCAAGCUCGAUCGGCGGUGUCGAAACCGAAGACACGAUCAAGAACUAUCACAUGUCUUUUCUUCCCCAGGGAGCUAAAGACUCCCUGAUCUACUCGUACAUGUACGCCAUAAGUGGAUUCUCAGCAAGACUAACAGCCAAACAAGUCGAAAUCAUCAAGAAGAAAGAAGACUUUAUCUCGAUCCUCCCAGAUAGUACAUCCCAUCCGCUGACGACCCGUUCCCCAGCAUUCCUCGGGCUGAACCAGUGGAGCGGAGCCUGGCCGCAGACGGGUCUCGGCGAUGGAGUUGUCGUCGGGCUCAUUGACGGCGGGAUAGCCCCAGGCCACCCCUCGUUCAAUGGCUCCGGCAUGUCGCCCCAGCCUACCAGCUGGAAGGGGAGGUGCGACCUGCCUGAGAAGUUUGGUUGCAACAACAAAGUCAUAGGCGCUAGGGCGUUCAAAGGGGGAAAUGUCUCCGCCUUGCCGGUGGACAGGUAUGGACACGGGACCCACACGGCCAGCAUAGCUGUCGGGGCAUUCGUACACAACGUCAGUGUCCAAGGCAACGCGCGCGGGACCGCAUCCGGGGUGGCCCCACGCGCUCACCUCGCGGCGUACAAAGUCUGCUUUGCUGGCUGCCAAGCAAGCGACACGUUGGCCGGUAUCGACGCUGCCAUCGAGGAUGGGGUGGACUUGUUGUCCAUAUCCUUGGUCGGUGUGUUCAAACCAUUUUACGAAAGCGUUAUAGCGAUUGGCGGUUUCGCAGCGGCCAAGAAAGGAAUCCUCACCAGCGUGGCAGCGGGGAACAAUGGUCCUUCUGCCUGGACGGUGAUCAACGACACGCCCUGGCUUCUCACUGUCGGGGCAAGCACGAUCGACCGAAGGAUUCGGGCCACGGCGAAGAUGGGAAAUGGGUUGGCGUUCGACGGGGAGUCUGUGUUCCAGCCCAAAAACUUCUCUUCUCAUAACUUCUUGCAACUCGUCUACUACAACAUGUGCUACAAUGGGUCACUGGUCGGGUUCGAUGUCAGGAACAAGAUCGUGUUGUGCGACGGAGAUGAUAUAACUUCAUCAGCCGAAGAAGUUAAGAAUGUCGGUGGUACCGCCAUGAUACUGGCCAACACUGAAGAUGUCGGGUUUAGCCGCGAGUCUUAUCUAGUCGACUUACCAUCCACGACGGUGUCCUUUACGGUGGGCCAGGAAAUCAAGGCCUACAUAACGUCAACAUCCUCCCCGACAGCAACAAUCUCGUUCAAGGGGACGGAGCUCGGUUACCCGAUUUCUCCAGUUGUCUCCUAUUUCUCGUCUAGGGGGCCCAACAGGCAAGCUCCCGGGGUUUUGAAACCGGAUAUCAUUGGGCCGGGCGAAAACAUUCUUGCUGGGUGGUCUCCUUUGAACCCGGAUAAUUUGGGGAUCACAUUUGCAAUCGAUUCAGGCACGUCGAUGGCGUGUCCUCACAUCAGUGGGGUCGCGUCCUUGAUCAAGAGCGCCCAUCCUGACUGGUCGGCAGCGGCUGUGAAAUCAGCUAUCAUGACCACUGCGUACCUCGUCAACCCCCACGGCAAACCGAUUCUCGACGAGAAACUUACUCCGGCCAAUAUCUACGCGACGGGGGCCGGCCACAUCAACCCAAACAGGGCGUUGGAUCUGUGCGGCUUUGGAUACACGGAGAGCCAGGUCGAGAUGAUCACGCAGGAGCCAGUCAAUUGCUCGUCGAAAAUCCCUCAGGGCCAGCUGAACUACCCCACGUUCUCGGCUUCGCUCGGCUCGCCCCAGAAUUUCUCUCGGACCGUCACCAACGUGGGCGAGCCCGUAUCGUGCUACUCCAUGAGCAUAGUCGAGCCCCUCGGUGUGAAUGUCGUUGUGAGGCCAUCGAGGAUGUGUUUCACGAAAUUGAAGCAGAAGGCGACGUACUAUGUGACGUUUCACCGCAGAAAGAACAUGACCGGUUGGGAGAAUAAUGAAUCUUUUUCACAAGGCUUCUUGCUCUGGGAAUCAGAAAAGCACACAGUCAGGAGUGUUAUAGCAAUCAACAUCACUAGAAAAGCCUUCUAA